Tetranychus urticae (two-spotted spider mite) is the source of this 954-nucleotide messenger RNA. RefSeq lists its product as uncharacterized. Gene Ontology annotation, biological process: sleep; regulation of synaptic transmission, cholinergic; positive regulation of voltage-gated potassium channel activity. Lineage: Eukaryota; Metazoa; Arthropoda; Arachnida; Trombidiformes; Tetranychidae. The record is from RefSeq and is a predicted model, not a curated record.
UCACUGUUUGAAUUGAACCUUUUUUUCAGGAGUUUCCAUACAUUAUUAGCUCAGUUGUUUUUCAGUCACUGCCGAUUAAAAAAAACAUGUUCAACAAUUUGUUUUAAUUUGUUUUCUACCUUCACUUUAAUUAAUUAUCAAACAAAGAAACUUCUCCAUCUUCAACAUUUAUAUCUUAAUAUAAAUAUCUACAUAUUGUUUCUGAUAUAUUUAUAAACUGUGCUUAAUUUUGUGUAAUAUUAACUUCAAGAGACUCUCAAGUAAAAAAAAAUCUCAACUCUAAAUGAAUACCCUAAAAGUAAUCGUAUUAUUGAUUGAACUCUCAACUGUUUACAGUCUCAGGUGCUAUACCUGUAAUUCAAUUGUUGAUCCUUAUUGUACAACACCAUUCAUUCCGCCUGAUGUUGGACCAGAAAGAGAUAAAUAUUUAAAGGAUUGUGAUCAAAUGAUUAAGACUAUUGUCGAAGCCAAUAACAGCCUUUCAGCGGGUGUCGAUCGAGUCCCUGGUUUAGGUUGGGCUUCAAUAUGUCGUAAAGUUGUUCAAACUGUUGAUGGCGAGCAAAGGAUUCAUCGCUCCUGUGGUUACUAUAAAGCUGCCUCUGAAGUACCUGGAUGUCACAAAAAAUCUGGUUCAUUGGGAAUCUCAAAAGUGGAAUGUUCAUGUCGCGCUGAGCUGUGUAAUGGUUCGGACAACUUACAAAUUAACUACUUGGCCACUUUAAUAUCGACAGUUACCAUGUUAAUAGUUAGCAUAAUCAAUUUAAUGUAGUGACUAGAGAAAAACGAAAUUUCCUUUUGUUCGUACAUUUCUGUCCAUUUCUUAGCAUUUCUUUAAUGGUUUUCCUAACCUUUAAUAUAAAAACAAGCAGAAAUUCGAUUACACUGAAUUAGAUUUAAUGGAAUUGUAUCAAUUAAUUAACUAAAUUUGAACAUUAAAACUGCCGAGACAAAAAA